Molecule: messenger RNA, 3025 nt
Organism: Apus apus (common swift)
Lineage: Eukaryota; Metazoa; Chordata; Aves; Apodiformes; Apodidae
Exons: 5
Coding region: 1-2067 (688 amino acids)
Biological process (GO): DNA integration
Molecular function (GO): RNA stem-loop binding; RNA-DNA hybrid ribonuclease activity
Source: RefSeq, a predicted model, not a curated record
AUGGUAGAACAAGAUGACGUAGAGAUAGCGGUGACUAAUAUUGUCAACCCAGCUUCUUUCUUAGGUGGCAACCAAGGGGAGAUUGUGGAACAUGACUGCUUAGAGACUAUUGAAGCAGUAUACUCCAGCUGUCCAGACCUAAAGGACACUCCAUGGGAGGGAACCGAAGACUGGUUCACAGAUGGAAGCAGUUAUAUGGUGAGCAGCACCCGAUGCUCAGGAUAUGCUGUUACAACAACUGACAGGGUCCUGGACUCUGGACCGCUACCUGCUUCAACCUCAGCUCAGAAAGCAGAAAUAAUUGCCUUGACAAAGGCCCUUGAGGAAGCUAAAGAACUGAGAGUCAACAUAUGGACUGAUUCUAAAUAUGCAUUUGGAGUGGUGCAUGCUCACGGAGCCAUUUGGAAGGAGAGAGGACUCUUGAACUCUCAGGGGAAAACCAUUAAGCAUGCCACAGAAAAUUUGAAACUUCUGGAAGCUGUCCAAUUACCAGAAAAAGUGGCUAUCAUGCAUGUAAAGGCACACCAGAAAGUACAGUCGGCCAUAGAAAAAGGCAAUGAGUUGGCGGACAGAGAGGCAAAACGAGUGGCGCGGGUGGAACAGGGACCCUCAGAUUCGCUGCUAAAGCUCCCGGACAGCGUGAAGAAGGCAGGACGAAGAGGGGGGAGAAGCCGGCCGAAAUUUAAUCGCUGCCCCGGCGAUUUCGUCCGUAGUGCCCAGCGGACGGCCCGCAAUCGGCGGAAGAACGGCCCGCAACUGGCGGGAGACCCGCAGCUGGCGGAAGAGGUGCACCUCGGACCAAGGUCCAAGAAGGGAUCUCACUUAAAAGGGCACCUCCCGGGGCCGGUCACCGCCCUGACGACCGGAAGUGCACAGCAGGACGGAAUAAAGCCGACUGAGGCUGAAACGGAAGUGAAGCCGCACAAAACCAAGAGGAAACCUGCAGACCAAAGGCGGAACUGUACCCACCGUCGCCCGUAUCUACGUCAUCUACGAGAGCAGCAGCGACAUCCGGAAAUUAACGGAGUGCCAGUUUGGCAUAAAGAAAAAUGGCAACAAAUACUGAAAAUUGCUAAAGAGAAUCCUAAUUUUCAUGUAGAGUGGAUUCCUUCUCACCAGACUAAUUUGAAAAAUGAAGCUAGUAAGUGGAAUAACUAUGUUGAUGAGCUAGCUAGAAUUGAUGUGAAGGAAAUUCGAUCAGCUAUCACAGAAGGAGAAAAUCAGGAAUGGAAAAGAUUGCUUGAAUGGCUCCACUGUAAAAGAGGCCAUUCAGGAAUCUUUGAUUUAUACAAAGAGGCACAAGCCCGUGGGUGGCCUGUCACCCGUGAGCAGUGCAAGACAGUCAUUUCUUCAUGUGAUCUUUGCAAAAUCAGACUUGGGGAACAUCCACUAACAUCUGAUCAUUUGCAUAUCAGGGAAGGAAAACCCUUGUGGUCCACAUGGCAGGUGGACUACAUCGGUCCCUUCCGCAAAUCAGGAAACAAACAAUACAUCAUUGUGAUUGUGGAGGUGGUAUCAAGAUUGACCUGUGCUGAAGCUGUUUCUAAAGCAAAUGGGGAAAAAACAGUUCAUUUUCUGGAAAAGGUAUUUGGGGUUCUUCCUAAACCCACAAAUAUUCAAUCUGACAAUGGAACUCAUUUUACCUCACACCUGGUACAACAAUGGGCUAAAAGGGAAGCUAUCAAAUGGACAUUUCAUGUCCCAUACUACCCACAAGCUAAUGGGAUAGUAGAACAUACUAAUGGGUUAAUUAAAAGUCUCAUUCGUCCACAGGAUUACAGAUGGGAUGAGAGGUUGAGAUAUGCAGUCUCUACUAUAAACAACAGGUGGGGGGUGAACGGGUGCUCUUGCCUAAAUGCCUUUUUCCCUACAUCACCUACUCAGGAUAAUGGCCAGCACAGAAGACCUUACAACAAAUCCAAAACUCCUCUCCACCCUGGACAGACUGUUUUGGCAAUCCUGCCAAAUAUUGGAGAGUGCCUCCGGUGGGUUCCCACAAGAUGGGUAAAACCGUGGAAGGGACUACACCCCGAAGACUCAUCUGUAGAGGGCUCAGCAUCAGAGUAAUAUUGCAGGGAGCCUCUUAUGCUUUUCACACCAUUAACCCCCAGCACAAAAUGAUAUUAAACCAUACCCAUCACCACAGGCAAAACAAAGGUUGCAAUACAUAACAUUGAAAAGUAUUAGCGUAGUAGAUUUGUAGAAGGCUAAGGAGUGCUUUACUGUUAAUUUGUUUUGCUUCAGCUUGCACCCGCAAAAGCUUUGAUAGAAUUGAAUAAAUUAGCAUGCUUUGUAGCAAAAAGAGCCAAUGAGAUUUCUGAAGUACUGAGUGCCCUAGUAACUAAUAUGAAUACUGUUAGCCAUGCUGUUUUACAGAAUCACGCCGCUAUUGAUUUUAUUGUUAGCACAGGAUCAUAGUUGUGAAGAUUUUAACGGAGUGUGUUGUGUGAACUUAUCUAAUCAUUUAACUUUUAUUCAUAAGUAGUUGCAGGCUUUGCAAGGGAACAUGAAGAAGUUUACCAUUGUGCAUUCUCCGCUACCUCCAUGCUUGGACUGGUUGCAGUCACUGGGGAUAACUGGGUGGUUGUUGGAGUUAGUAAAGGAUAGAAUGGUAAUACUGAUUGUUAAUGCUGCUUGUAUUAUGUAUCCUGUGAUUAGUAUCUGGAAUGAUCAACAAGGCCAUGAAUUGGGCCUGGAUUGCUCAAAAGAAAAAAGGGGGAUUUGUAGAGGGCUUUUUUAGGGAGCAGUGGACAUGUGAGCAAUCCAGCCUUUACUGUAAACAUCGGGGCCCCGCCAAGGCCGUUACCAUGGAUACUAACUAAUGGAUAUUAAUGUGCCAAAGAAGGAAGUGAGGCGGAGAGUCAUGACUGCGCAUGUGUGUGCUAGGAACCCAAUCACUGUUUAGGUCGUGGCAGGCUUUAUGAGAAUUGACCAAUGACAAGAGUGGUUUCGGUCGCGUGUACACAGCAAGGGGCUAUAUAAGAAAGUUUGGCGCGCAGAAUAAAUUGUCAGCCACCUAAUCACA